AUGUCCGCCUUCACAAUCAAAGCCGCUCCCAACACCGACAUCUGGCGCAAGCCGCCCACGACCGACGUCUUCAACGCCCCGACCGCCAUCCCCGCAGGCCACUCCCCCCCCCGCACGACAGGCCCCCUCUCGUCCUUCCGCUCCGCCCGCGCGACCUUCUCCUUCUCCCCCUCGCAGCAGUACGACCAAGCAGGCCUGCUGCUCUCCCUACGGCGGCGCGGCGGCGGCGGCGCUUCCACAUCCACAUCCGCCGCCAGCAGUGGUAGCAAGCCCGAGAAGUGGAUCAAGACGGGCGUGGAGUACUACUACGCCAAGCCGCUCGUCAGCACCGUCGCCUGCGACGGCUGGGCCGACUGGUCCGUCGCGCCGCUCAGCGGGACGCCCGGGGCCACGACGGCCGAGGGCGUCACGAUCGAGGUCGUGGCCGAGGGCGACGACAAGGGCCGCAGCUUCUGGGUCUACCAGGUCCUCCUCGGGUCCGGCGAGGGGGACGCCCAGAAGGUGCCCCUGCGCGAGAUCUGUUGGGUGGCCGCCAAGCAGGAGGAGUGGGAUCUGAGCGUCGAGGCCAUGGCCGCGCGGCCCGAGGCCAAGGCCACCACGGACGAGCUGAGCGUCGAGUUCCGCGAGUUUGACGUCCAGUGGGCGUAG
Thyridium curvatum is the source of this 648-nucleotide messenger RNA. RefSeq lists its product as uncharacterized. The transcript has 2 exons. The coding region runs from base 1 to 648 and encodes 215 amino acids. The record is from RefSeq and is a predicted model, not a curated record. Lineage: Eukaryota; Fungi; Ascomycota; Sordariomycetes; Thyridiales; Thyridiaceae.